AUGGAAUCUGAAGAUGCUGCAGAACCACCAAAAAGAGCUAACCAAACUGAUAGUAGAAGCAUUGGUUCAGCAAAAUCAAUCAAAGCUGAUGAAGCUGAUGAGGAUGAAGUUGAAGUGGCACGGAUGGCAGCAAUCAACAAGGAAAUUAAACGUGUGUUGACAGAAGUUCUUCCGAAGGUUGUCAUUGCAUGGAGGUUACUGAUGAUCUUUUUAGUGAGAUUGCAAGCAAAGUUAUGA
Molecule: messenger RNA, 237 nt
Organism: Triticum turgidum subsp. durum (durum wheat)
Lineage: Eukaryota; Viridiplantae; Streptophyta; Magnoliopsida; Poales; Poaceae
Source: the annotation of a GenBank genome assembly